ACCAAGUGCUGCACAGCGUACGAAGUUGAACAAAAACGUAUCCAAUACUGGGUCCACUGACUCGAUUCCAGAAAAUGCAUUGAAAUCAAAGGCCGACGUAAAGUUGCUUAAGUCAAACAAAGCGUCGGAUAUACUUGAACACAGUCUAAAGUUCAUCCAAAUGUUCGGAUAUAUUGUGGGCGUUGACUUUAAGUUUGAAUGGAAAAAUAACUUGCGUUUCGUUGUGACAAAAUCUCUUGUGUUUUUCUUCUGGACGCAGGUCUUUUACACUCAUUAUGUUUAUUCUGUCUACGACAACUUUGUCAGAAAUUUUGAAGUGUUUGCAAUAUACGGAAUCACAGUGUCGGCAGUUUUAAAAAUUAGAUGCUUCGAUUCGUAUUACCUCAACAUCACAGCAAUGUUUAAAUCUUCACUAAAAAUCUACAAACAAAAUGGUGACGCUCGCGGAAAACCGUUUACUGAUCGAUUGACCGCAAACUUCAAUUUGUAUAAAUUUGUUGCGUCCAUGGCCAUAUUCAUCACCAUACUGUAUAUGUAUUAUCCAGUGAAAAGUUUUCUCAUUGAUGGGGAGAUGGUGCAGUUUGUUCCAAUCGAAUUCAUGUUUGUCGAUCAGUCCACUUUGCUUGGAUUUCUUGUGGCUAGUGGUAUAAUGGGAACGCUGGGUGUUUAUGCUAUUUUUGGAACUGAGUACAUGGCUCUGACUUUCGUUGCCAUUGUUAUGAAUUAUGGCCCGCGCGUUGAUAUAUUGAAUGAAAAUUUUGACGAAUUGGACAAGAUGUGGCUUACAAAUUCAUCGUCGGCCGCCGAGUACAAGCAUUCAUUUUUGGUGAAUAUUUGUCGGAAAUAUGCUGACAUGAGAGAGUACAUCAACGAAGUCAAACUUAUAUUCGACCAGAAGCUGUACAUUUUCUUCGUAUUCGCAUAUUUAUCCCAAAUUUUGUGCUUGUACCAAAUUCGAGUUAACAAUUGGAUACCAGGCUAUGCACUUGCGAUCGGAUUUUCUAUCGAAAUGAUUUUCUAUUGUCUGAUGGGUACAAAACUUACUGUUGAGAAUGAACGUUUUUGUCAAAUAAUAACUCAAUCCAGCUGGUACACAUACGAUCAAUGGUCACAGAAAAUGAUCCUAAUGUUACUGGGCGAAGCUAUGAAUUUCAGUGAGUUGCGCAUCGGACCUUUUGCGCCGUUAAGUGUGUACACAGCGACAGAGAUUUUCAAAAGCAUUUACUCUUACUACACACUAAUGAUGGAAGUAAUGUAAAUAUUAUCCAUAAAAGACUCACAGUAAGCAGUAUCAUCACGAGUGAAUAACACAAACGGAAGCACCACCACAAAUUUUUGCUGUUGAUCAAUCACCAUACGCUUUU
Bradysia coprophila is the source of this 1364-nucleotide messenger RNA. RefSeq names its product odorant receptor 67d-like. NCBI's taxonomy places the organism in Eukaryota, Metazoa, Arthropoda, Insecta, Diptera, Sciaridae. Gene Ontology annotation, molecular function: olfactory receptor activity; odorant binding. Gene Ontology annotation, cellular component: plasma membrane. Gene Ontology annotation, biological process: detection of chemical stimulus involved in sensory perception of smell; sensory perception of smell. The record is from RefSeq and is a predicted model, not a curated record.